Plodia interpunctella (Indianmeal moth) is the source of this 1767-nucleotide messenger RNA. RefSeq names its product carboxypeptidase Q-like. Bases 45 to 1568 code for a protein of 507 amino acids. Gene Ontology annotation, molecular function: metallodipeptidase activity. Gene Ontology annotation, biological process: proteolysis; peptide catabolic process. Lineage: Eukaryota; Metazoa; Arthropoda; Insecta; Lepidoptera; Pyralidae. The record is from RefSeq and is a predicted model, not a curated record. The transcript has 4 exons.
UUAUAUUUUCACAUUAGAGGUUUAGACGCAUUAUUGUAUUAAAAAUGCGUAUGCAUUGCUUGUUGUUGUUCAUUGUUUACGAAGUGCAAUGUUUGUCGAAAAAUAAAAGUAAUUCUAAAUAUGAUGAAAUUUUACUCCACAAUAAAGCGGUAAUAAAACCAACUUAUGACCCUAACAGUGAAGAUGAUUAUUAUGACGAAACUGAGGCGCACUCUCAAAAUACUGAUGCUUGUAGCGUACUGCUACCAGCAAAAUUAGUAAAAGAAAUUGGGGCCUAUCAAGAUAUUGCGAACGAAAUAUUGCAAUACGUCAUCCAAGGCGAUUUUAAAGGUCAAACUUAUAAUGAAUUGACCAAGUUUGUGGAUAAAUUCGGGGCGCGGCCAGCGGGAACUGAAAUUCUCGAAGAAUCAAUCGACUACAUCAUUCAGUUAACUCGACAAAACGGUAUUAAUACCAUCGUCACCGAAGAAGUGGAGAUAACACAAUGGCAAAGAGGAGCAGAAAAGAUUACAAUGAAAGAACCGAGACCGAAGAAUAUUGCAGUCCUAGGUUUAGGAGGUAGUGUUAGUACUCCAAAUUCAGGAAUAACUGCUGAAGUCAUUGUCGUUAAAAGUUUUAAAGAAUUAGACAGCCUACAAGACUAUAAGGUAAAAGGAAAAAUUGUACUUUUUAAUGCGAUAUAUAAAACGUAUUUUGAAACUGUAGAAUACAGAGAAGAAGGAGCAACUAGAGCUGCUAAAAAAGGAGCUGUAGCUUCAUUAGUUCGUUCAAUUACACCAGUCUCUAUCUAUACUCCACAUACUGGUAUGCAAACUUACGGGGAAAAUGUUACAAAAAUACCAACAGCUGCAAUAACGAUUGAAGAUGCCGAAUUGAUAAACAGAUUGUAUGAACGCGGUGAAAAAGUGGUAUUGAAUAUAAAAUUGCAUUCAAAUGAACAUAACAAAAUAUCAAGAAAUACCAUAGUUGAUCACAAAGGAGUAAAAAACCCCGAAAAAUUUGUAAUCGUUUCUGGUCAUAUUGAUAGUUGGGAUGUUGGUCAGGGUGCCAUGGACGACGGCGGUGGCUUAUUUAUAAGUUGGGCUGUUCCUGUGAUUCUGAAACGAUUAAAUCUUCGUCCAAGAAGAACCAUCAGAUCUAUAUUUUGGACCGCGGAAGAGAUAGGUCUAAUAGGUGCUCAAGCUUACGAAAAGAAACAUAGAAAUGAAAGUAAAAACAUCAAUUUCAUAAUGGAAUCAGAUGAGGGCACAUUUGCUCCGCUUGGCUUGGAAGUAGCGGGAAAUCAGGAGGCUCGCUGUAUCAUCGCGGAAGUCCUGAAACUGUUUAAAUCAAUCAACGCAUCAACGUUGAAGGAAGCUAAAAGCCCAGGAUCUGACAUAACAGUAAUCAUAGACACGGGAGUACCAGGUGCUGGUUUGUUGAAUGCAAAUGAUAAGUAUUUCUGGUUCCAUCAUACUGAAGCUGACACUAUACUCGUCGAAGACGAGCAUGAGCUGGACUUAGGAGCUGCGUUCUGGACUGCCGUAGCAUAUAUAAUAGCUGAUAUUUCUGUUGAUAUACCCCGAUAAUAAGUUGUUAUAAUUUGAGUCAGUGUUUAGAAUAAGUACAUACAUUGUCUACAUACAAUGUAGGUAUAUGAUGUUUCAUUUAUUGCUUAAAUAGUAUUACGGUAUUUAUUAAUCUUAUUUUAAUACAAAUGAGCAUAAUAAAUUAUAUUAACCUGGCAUAUUUUGAAUAUAAUAUAAUAAAAGCAUGUGAUUAUGCAAA